Stereum hirsutum FP-91666 SS1 is the source of this 1308-nucleotide messenger RNA. Its product is annotated as P-loop containing nucleoside triphosphate hydrolase protein. NCBI's taxonomy places the organism in Eukaryota, Fungi, Basidiomycota, Agaricomycetes, Russulales, Stereaceae. The record is from RefSeq and is a predicted model, not a curated record. Gene Ontology annotation, molecular function: ATP binding; RNA binding; RNA helicase activity. The transcript has 9 exons. Gene Ontology annotation, biological process: mRNA export from nucleus; mRNA splicing, via spliceosome. Bases 1 to 1308 code for a protein of 435 amino acids.
AUGAGCUCUCACGACAACGAGGAACUUAUCGACUACGAGGACGAGCAGGAUGUCGUCCCCAAUGGCGCAGCGGCUCCGGCCUCUAAUGGCGCGGCAGUCACGGCCGCGGAUGGUGACGACAAGGACAAAAAGAACUUCUCCGGCAUCCACAGCACUGGCUUCAGGGACUUUCUGUUGAAGCCCGAAUUGUUGCGCGCGAUCAGCGAUCUGGGUUUUGAACACCCCUCUGAAGUUCAACAAGAAUGUAUUCCUCAAGCCGUUCUUGGAAUGGAUGUACUGUGUCAGGCAAAAUCCGGUCACGGUAAAACCGCCGUUUUCGUACUGGCGACUCUCCAGCAACUCGAGCCUGUGAAUGGCGAGGUCUCUGUCAUCGUCCUCUGUCACACUCGCGAACUGGCCUUCCAGAUCAAGAACGAGUACACCCGCUUCGCCAAAUACAUGCCAGAUGUCCGCGUCGUCACUUUCUUCGGUGGAACUCCCGUCUCCAAGGAUGCCGAACUUCUCAGAGACAAGACCAAGUGCCCCCACAUCGUGGUAGCGACUCCCGGCCGUCUUAACGCUCUCGUGAGGGACAAGGUUAUGGACGCCAAAAACGUGAAGCACUUCGUUCUGGACGAAUGCGACAAAAUGCUUGAACAGCUUGAUAUGCGUCGUGAUGUCCAAGAUAUCUUCCGGUCGACCCCUCACCACAAGCAAGUCAUGAUGUUCAGCGCGACUUUGGCCAAAGAAAUCAGGGCGACCUGCAAAAAGUUCAUGGCUAACCCAUUGGAGAUUUUCGUCGAUGAUGAGACGAAGUUGACGCUGCACGGUCUGCAGCAACACUUCGUCAAGUUGGAGGAGGUCGGGAAGAACAGGAAAUUGAACGAGCUCCUUGAUACUCUUGAGUUCAACCAGGUCGUCAUCUUCGUGAAAUCUGUUGCGAGAGCGAUCGAGUUGGACAAGCUGCUCGUUUCGUGUAAUUUCCCCAGUAUCAGUAUUCACUCCGGCCUUGCACAAGAGGAGCGUAUAAGCCGCUACCAGGCGUUCAAGGCGUUUGAGAAGCGUAUCCUUGUUGCCACCGAUAUUUUUGGGCGUGGUAUCGAUGUUGAGCGUGUCAACAUCGUCGUCAAUUACGACUGCCCCCCGGAUGCGGACAGCUAUCUUCAUCGUGUGGGUCGUGCUGGACGAUUUGGAACGAAGGGUCUCGCCAUCACUUUCCAGUCAUCGGAGGCGGACCAGCAGGUGAUGGCGACCAUCCAGUCUCGGUUCGAAGUUGCGAUCCCUGAGCUUCCCGAGCACAUCGAUCCUGCUAGCUACAUGACUUCUUAA